AAGGAACCCAACCCCCAACGAAAUCGUGGCUCGUCCCAGAUAGAUUACAGCCCCUUGGACUGUAAGGCCUUGCGACUUAAAUUUCCCUGGCUAGUUUAAAAUCUAUAAUGGCAAUAGGGUUUCAUCUGAAUUAGAGCUCUUUCUGCAUUCAAAUAAGGAAGCGUAACGAUGAGUGUUGCGGCAACUUUUCGCGGGAAUCUCAUCCUUCUAUCCCGAUGCAGCUUUUGCUGUGAUAUUCGAUUUCAACCGUGCCUGCCUCCUUCCGAUGGUUAUCGGCAUUUACGGUUUUCUCGGAGUGGCUUGAAGAUAGUUCGGAAUCGACGAUCAAAUGGGAAGCGAGAAACUGCUUGUAGAGUUACUGAGCCACAUUCCGAACCAGAUGGUGACAACGAGGAGCAGAAAGAGGCACAUGAAAAUGGAGAAACACAAUCUUCGGUAAAUUCUCUUGAGCAAAAUGUCUCUCAGUCUUUAGAUGGGGAGCAAGUAAACAAAUUUGACGAUGAAAAUCUAGGUCAAAAUAAUGAGCAGAGUGUAGAUAGUGUAGAAGUUGCAAGUGGUUCACCUCUUCCAGGUGUGAAGCCACAGCAACUGGAGGAAGCAAUACAAAUUCCAAAGGAAACGAUUGAAGUUCUUAAGAACCAAGUUUUUGGCUUUGAUACUUUUUUCAUAACAAGCCAGGACCCAUAUGAGGGUGGAGUCUUAUUCAAAGGAAAUCUAAGAGGGCAAGCUUCAAAAAGUUAUGAAAAGAUAUCAAGGAGAAUGCAGGAUAAAUUUGGAGAUGAAUACAAGCUUUUCCUUCUGAUCAAUCCUGAAGAUGAUAAACCAGUGGCUGUAGUAGUUCCACGAUCAACCUUACAACCAGAGACAACUGCUGUACCUGAGUGGUUUGCUGCUGGAGCUUUUGGACUCGUUACAGUGUUUACCUUACUGCUUCGCAAUGUCCCUGCAUUGCAAUCUAAUUUAUUAUCAACUUUUGACAAUCUCAACUUAUUAAAGGAUGGCCUACCUGGAGCCGUUGUUACUGCACUUAUUUUGGGGAUACAUGAACUCGGUCACUAUUUGGUUGCCAAAGAGACUGGAGUCAAGCUUGGGGUGCCAUACUUUGUUCCUAGCUGGCAGAUAGGCUCUUUUGGUGCUAUUACGAGGAUAAGAAACAUUGUGUCCAAUCGGGAAGAUCUUCUCAAAGUUGCAGCUGCAGGACCAAUAGCUGGGUUUACCUUGGGUCUUGUGCUUCUGUUGUUAGGCUUUAUUUUACCCCCAAGUGAUGGUAUCGGUAUUGUUGUUGAUGCUUCUGUGUUUCACGAGUCAUUUCUUGCUGGUGGCAUCGCAAAGCUGCUUCUCGGCAACGUGCUCAAAGAAGGAACUCCAAUUUCUGUCAAUCCUCUUGUUAUUUGGGCUUGGGCAGGCCUCCUUAUUAAUGCCAUCAACAGCAUCCCAGCUGGAGAACUUGAUGGUGGAAGAAUAUCGUUUGCCCUAUGGGGAAGAAAGGCAUCAUCCCGCUUCACUGCAGCAUCAAUUGUGCUUCUUGGAUUAUCAUCUCUGUUAAACGACGUGGCAUUUUACUGGGUAGUUCUCAUCUUCUUCUUACAAAGAGGUCCCAUUGCUCCUCUCUCUGAGGAAAUAACAGAUCCUGGUGAGAAGUAUGUUGCUCUUGGAGUAUCAGUUUUGCUACUUGGCUUGUUAGUAUGUUUGCCAUACCCUUUCCCAUUUACAGACGAAGUCCUUGUGAGUUUCUAGCAGCAUUAACGUCCACUUGAACUAUGGCCGAACCAUAAUUUUUUCGGAGUACGUGGUAGGAUUUGCGCGUGAA
Molecule: messenger RNA, 1810 nt
Organism: Prosopis cineraria
Lineage: Eukaryota; Viridiplantae; Streptophyta; Magnoliopsida; Fabales; Fabaceae
Product: probable zinc metalloprotease EGY2, chloroplastic
Exons: 12
Coding region: 169-1737 (522 amino acids)
Biological process (GO): proteolysis
Source: RefSeq, a predicted model, not a curated record